AUGGAGAAAGUGGCCAAAGAGUUUCUCCAAAAGCUUGCUAAGCUCUCUGAUGUUGAAAGCAACAACGACAAAGCAAAGCAGUUAAGAGAAGAAUGUUCUAGAAAGAAAGAAAAACUUCUAGACUGUUUACUGUCAGCAAGAUCAUGGCGUGAUCUGCCUUCAGAACUUUUAGGGGAAAUAGCAGACAACUUCGGAAUUAUUGAUCUUCUUGGUUUUCGUGGAGUGUGCACAAAUUGGCGCUCUGCUUCUUUCUCAGCUACUGCAGCCAUAGAAUCUGCUCCGGAUACACACCCUUAUUUCCUACUCUACAACGAUGACGAUGAGGAAUGCAUACUCUUUAACCCCACAAAUGACAAAAGUUACACCCUUAAUAUCCCCGAACUGAAAGAAGCUACUUGCCUUGCUUCGAGUCAUGGUUGGUUACUGUUAUCCCAAAAGGGUCUCAUUUUCUUUUUCUGCCCUUUCUCUCGCACGAGAAUUGACCUCCCACCUUUUCAAGAAUAUGAAAUUUCUAAAGGUUCUGCUGCGUUUACUUCUUCUCCUUUGUCAAAUGAUUGUGUUACGGCUCUCAUUCUGCGGAAACGUCAUGAGUUUCUGGAACUACAUGUGUUGGAACGCGGAGUUAGCGCGUGGGUGAAGUAUGAAUAUGAUCUUUCACAGAGAUUUUUUGGUGGUGUUAAAGGUGCUACUUUUGCUGAUGGUUGUUUUCAAAUUUUGGAUGAGAAUGAUAAGAUGAUAACAUUCAACUUGGGAAAUAAGAGUUUUGAGUAUUACAAAAUAGUUAAAGAACGUAGAGAUCCAAAUAUUGAACGCCUGCCUUUUAACUACAAGGAGAAAUGUUUCAGUAUGAGUGAUUUCAAGAAAAGGAUGAAACUUGGGAAUGAUGUUGCUAUUUCUAUUUGUGCUGCCUCUUAUGCUGGAAGUGGUGAUUCUGUAAUUUUUAUCAAGAAUGAAAAGUUUAAGGCCAUACUAGAUUAUGAUGCUCAAGAUUUCAAAGGAAUUUGGAUUCAGCCUAGAUUCUUUCAACUCCCUCCAAAUUACAGCUGGUGA
Molecule: messenger RNA, 1050 nt
Organism: Nicotiana attenuata
Lineage: Eukaryota; Viridiplantae; Streptophyta; Magnoliopsida; Solanales; Solanaceae
Product: F-box protein At4g00893-like
Exons: 1
Coding region: 1-1050 (349 amino acids)
Molecular function (GO): protein binding
Source: RefSeq, a predicted model, not a curated record